Messenger RNA from Chelmon rostratus (copperband butterflyfish), 7581 nucleotides. RefSeq names its product DAB2 interacting protein b (gene dab2ipb). The transcript is spliced from 16 exons. The record is from RefSeq and is a predicted model, not a curated record. Lineage: Eukaryota; Metazoa; Chordata; Actinopteri; Chaetodontiformes; Chaetodontidae. Gene Ontology annotation, biological process: regulation of GTPase activity. Bases 471 to 4037 code for a protein of 1188 amino acids.
UGCUUUAUGAAACAGAGGGACUGGCUUUCUGACUGUACAGAAAAUUCCUUUAGUGCACUCUGGCACUGGGAACAGGAACAGCUUUCCUGUCAUUCAGGAUACACACUCACACAGUAUUCCGGACAUCAAGCCUCUGGGAUCUCGCUGUGGGAAACUUUGAGGGGGAGUGUUCAAAGGUGGAGCAGAAGUCUGAGCUUGUGGAGCCGGACACAAGUAUAAGAACAGAAGUGGACGUUUGAUGGUUCCACAAUGGAGCGGAUUUGAUCACGACACAAUCCACGAGGACCUAAGUAGAUGUGAGCAUGUGCAAGAGGACUCUUAAGUGCAGUUUGCGAUAAACAGCGUUGCACUCCACGAGAACUUUGCCGGGUGUUUAUCUGCACUGAUACCAGAUCCAAGAGGACUUGCUUCCAGCGCCGCAGUGCUGAGAUAUCUUGUUGUUGGUGGGCUCCAGAGUGGAAACUAGCACCAUGGCCGGGGUCACCAGGAAGGGUUCUGGGAGACCCUCGUACUACUACAGAUUCUUGGGCAAAUCCCGACUGCAGCGUCAGCGAAGCCGGUCCCGCAGCCGCACCAGGCCGUCUGCCAGCAGGGAGUCUCCUCCAGAGAGGACAGGACGCCGACGCAGCAUGCCAGGCAGCUCCUCGGACAAGACCACACCCACCAUGGAGGCUACGUCCACUGCUGCUACACCUUUCCGAGUCACCGUGAGUACUGGCUUUCUCAGUCGGCGGCUGAAGGGCUCUAUAAAACGCACCAAGAGUCAACCCAAACUUGACCGCAACUCCAGCUUCAGGCACAUCCUGCCCGGCUUCAGGAGCGUUGACAAUGACAGAUCUCAUCUGAUGCCAAGGCUGAAGGAGUCUCGCUCCCAUGAAUCAUUGCUCAGCCCCAGUAGUGCUGUGGAAGCCUUGGACCUAAGUAUGGAGGACGAGGUUGUCAUCAAGCCUGUUCACAGCAGCAUCCUCGGGCAGGACUACUGCUUUGAGGUCACCACCUCCACGGGAAGCAAAUGUUUUUCCUGUCGUUCAUCAGCCGAGAGAGACAAAUGGAUGGAGAAUCUGAGGAGAGCAGUACAGCCCAACAAGGACAACAGUCGUCGGGUGGAGAACAUGCUGAAGUUGUGGAUCAUCGAGGCCAAGGACCUGCCAGCCAAAAAGAAAUACUUCUGUGAGCUUUGCCUGGAUGACUCACUCUACGCCCGCACCACCUGCAAACUCAAGACUGACAACGUUUUCUGGGGAGAGCACUUUGAGUUCAACAACCUGCCUCCUGUCAAGAGCAUCACAGCCCACCUCUACAAAGACACAGACAAGAAGAAAAAGAAAGAUAAAAACAAUUACAUUGGACUUGUCAAUAUCCCCGUCGCUGCCGUUACCGGACGACAGUUUGUGGAGAAGUGGUAUCCAGUCAGCACGCCCAACCCCCCCAAGGGCAAGACGUCUGGGCCCAUGAUCAGGAUCAAAGCACGCUAUCAGAGUAUGAACAUCCUACCCAUGGAGAUGUACAAGGAGUUUGCAGAGUACACCACCAAUAACUACAUGCUGCUAUGCUCGGUGCUUGAGCCCGGGAUUAGCGUCAAGAACAAGGAGGAGAUGGCGUGUGCACUGGUCCACAUUCUGCAGAGCACUGGCAAGGCCAAGGACUUCCUCACAGACUUGAUGAUGUCCGAGGUGGACCGCUGUGGGGAGAACGAGCACCUCAUCUUCAGAGAGAACACACUAGCCACAAAGGCCAUAGAGGAAUACCUCAAACUGGUGGGACAGAAGUACCUGCAGGACGCCCUCGGUGAGUUCAUCAAAGCUCUGUACGAGUCAGAUGAGAACUGUGAGGUGGAUCCGUCCAAGUGUUCGUCGGGUGACCUGCCAGAACACCAGAGUAACCUGAAGAUGUGCUGCGAGCUGGCCUUCUGCAAAAUCAUCAACUCAUACUGCGUCUUUCCACGAGAACUGAAGGAGGUCUUCGCGUCCUGGCGGCAGGAAUGCAGCAACCGGGGUCGACCGGACAUCAGCGAGCGUUUAAUCAGCGCGUCCUUGUUCCUGCGGUUUCUCUGUCCAGCCAUCAUGUCCCCGUCACUUUUCAACUUGAUGCAGGAGUAUCCCGAUGACCGCACAGCACGUACGCUCACGCUCAUCGCUAAAGUCACCCAAAACCUGGCAAACUUCACCAAAUUUGGCAACAAGGAAGAGUACAUGUCCUUCAUGAACCAGUUCCUGGAGCACGAGUGGACCAAUAUGCAGCGCUUCCUGCUUGAAAUCUCGAACCCAGAGACAAUCUCCAACACGGCAGGCUUUGAGGGGUACAUCGACCUCGGCAGGGAACUCUCCACCCUGCACUCCCUCCUCUCUGAGGUGGUGUCCCAGAUGGACCAGAGUGCAGCCUCCAAGCUGGGUCCUCUGCCCAGGAUCCUGCGGGAGGUGAACACAGCUCUGUCCAACCCGUCCAGUGUCCAGAUGACAUCCGGACAGUCCUCAGAGCAUGUGGGCUCGCCUCCCGCUGAGGCAGGCUGCAGCAUCUCCACCGGCCUGCAGAAGAUGGUCAUAGACAAUGACCUUUCAGGAUUAGUUGACUUCACCAGGUUACCCUCCCCUACCCCAGAAAAUAAGGACCUAUUUUUUGUGACAAGGAGCUCAGGGAUCCAGCCUUCCCCAGCACGGAGUUCAAGCUACUCUGAGACCAAUGAACCUGACUUGGGUAUGUCCAAUGGCAGCAAGAGUCUGUCCAUGGUUGAUCUCCAGGACCCUCGCAGUCUGGAUGGUGGCCCAGGUCCUAGCUCCUCAGAUGUCCUGAGUGAAGGUCCAGCCUCUGGUGGAGGCUGGUCUGCCAGAACCCCACAGGGCAACAUCCCUGGAGGUCCCACCCUGAGGAGGCAAGGUCAGACCCCCACCACCCUCGGCACAGAAAGCACCCCAGGCCGACCCGCCCAGCUUUUAGCCCCCCUGUCCUUCCAGAACCCAGUCUACCAGAUGGCGGCCUGCUUGCCCGUGUCCCCUCGCGGAAUGACCGACUCGGGCUCAGAGUGCCACAGCUCUGUCAGCUCCCAUAGCAACAACGAGGACGGACCAGCAGGGGGGAAACACGCCUUCUUGAACCACGGUGGAGGAGGCGGAGGUGGGGGAAGCAGCGGGGACGAGUACACCAGGCGUUCAGGGGAGUUCAACCGCCGACAGCUGUCCCUCACAGAAACACAGCACCAGCCCACCGUCCCCAGACAGAACAGCGCUGGCCCUCAGCGCAGAAUAGACCAGCCUCCGCCUCAGAGCAUCACUCGGGGCCGCACACCCCCGAAUCUGAACAGCGGACCCUACCCCCGGCCCUCCUCCGGCAACAUGAUGACAUCUUCACCCGACUGGCCUGGCAGCGGCGCCCGAUUACGACAGCAGUCCUCUUCCUCCAAAGGUGACAGCCCCGAGACGAAGCAGAGGGCUCAGCACAAACAGGCCCCCUCCCCAGUGAACCCCAGUGCGCUGGACCGCACAGCAGCCUGGCUUUUGAAUAUGAAUGUGCAGUAUUUAGACCAUGAGGGGAUGGAGCCCGAGUCACUGAGAAACAGGGAGGAUCUGACUCAGGUGGAGAAGUACCAGCAGGAGAUCGCGGUGCUGCAGGAGAAGCUGCGGGCGUCGGUGCAGAAGCUGGAGGAGUACGAGGCUCGUCUGAAGGGUCAGGACGAGCAAGCCCAGAAGGUGCUGAUGGAGUACCAGGCCAGGCUGGAGGAGUCGGAGGAGCGCCUGCGCAGACAGCAGGACGACAAGGACCUCCAGAUGAAGGGCAUCAUCAGCAGGUUAAUGUCUGUGGAAGAGGAGCUAAAGAAGGAUCACUCAGACAUGCAGGCGGUGGUCGACUCCAAACAGAAGAUCAUCGAUGCACAGGAGAAGCGCAUAGCAUCGUUGGACGCAGCCAACGCCCGUCUGAUGAGCGCUCUGACCCAGCUGAAGGAGCGCUACAGCAUGCAGACUCGCAACGGCAUCUCCCCCACCAACCCCACCAAACUGCAGAUUACUGAAAACGGAGAGUUCAGGAACAGCAGCAACUGCUAGGCAGAGCGCCACCCGCCAUCCAGAAUGAGUGUCGAGUGCCUGGGUGUGUACAGAUAUUCAGCGAGAGGACGUCUACAUGCAUGCAUGGAUGCAUGCCUGUUUGAAACGCUGCGAGGGCGUGCGUGUGUUUUUAAAAAAAGCGGACGCAGUACUUCUGGAAGACAUUUUCCACUUUUCAGACGCCGGCGUAGGAGCGAGGUCGUCACUCUGAGGGGGGCCGGCCGGAAGAGGCAGAAAGAUCACCUUCGGCAGGAGGGCGUCGGCCAGAGGAAGCGGAGCAGAGCUUGUACAUACGAGACUCAAAGCUGUCCAUCAGUCAAAAACUUUGCCAGUGGAUGUAUUUAAGAUCCUGCCACAGCCCGGGACGAACCACUAUAUAACCACACACGGCGACGGUCACCCUAGCAACCCUCCUCUGUCUCUUUUAUCCCUCUCCCUCCUGACGACCAAGUGGACCCACUUAAAAACAACAACAACGCGCGUAGAGGAUUAUCACUUUAGUUGUCUCGAGAGGAUUACUUUCUAGUGCUUUAUUUUAAAGUCAUUUAUAAAGAACCAAAUAGGAGCUAAAAAAAUGAUAUUUUUAGUCCAAAACAAUCUUCUUUACGUCCCUUUUCAGUCCUCGGGUGUGUUCCUGAGCGUCCCGCGGACCCCGCCUCCCCCCUCCAUCCCUAAUGUAGUGCACUUUGUGAAAAGCUAUUGGUACAUGAAACGCCUUAAGUAAGGAACACACCUCGACUUUAUCCCACAGCUCCCCUAUUUCUGCAAAAAAAAGGCACAACUUAUACUGUGGAUUUGUAAAGGAUACAAAAAUAAAUUGUACACACAUAAAUGUAUUAUGAACGCUAAAGUAAAUGAAUUCUAUGUGAUACUAUAUUAAUGAAAUUUAAUAUAGAUGUAUGCAUUUCUUUUUUCUUCUAUAGAGUAUACACACAUAUCUAUAUCUAUAUUUGAUAAUCUCAAAUAUAAAAGCAGCCCUUUAUUUAGGAGUGAGAUCUAGUUUUAUUUUUCUUCUCUUGCGAUGAAAGACUGUAGUGUGUAGCUUGCUUUAGAGCCCUGGAGGAGGAGACCACACGGAGCAGCGAUCGGCACCACCGCCUCAGUCACCCCUCAGAUCUCCACGGCGCUCCACCCUUUACGUACAGGCGCGCACCGCGUCCGAGAGAAACGCCAGCCCAGUACAGCUGGCGGCUGCGCCGUAGCUUUGCACAACUUGCACAGUCAAGCCAUCGCUUCUUCUUCUUCUACUUCUUCUUCUUCUUCUGGUGCUCGUCACGGCUCUUAAAGACCCAGAUGGGUUGAACCCAGAUUGAGAUUUUGGUUAGAUCUCGAGUCGCCCGUGUGGUCUUCUCACUCCAGUUGCACAAGAGCUAUUGAGAGGCGUGUUUCGACACACUCCCUCAAACUAUACACUGGACUGGUGAGCCAUUGUAGUAAUGGCCUCCGUAGUUACAACAUUUUCUCUCUAACUGCUUUGUUUGUCAGUGGUAAUGAAGUAUGCUGCAUCCAAACUGUGACUCUAUUAAUCCUAGUGGCAUCAUCUCUCUCUUCUUUUCUUACUCCACCCUCCUUCAUCCCCUCUUCUUCUGAAUGUGAAGACGCUCACUGGCAGUCGGUCUUAACGCGAGGUUUCGGUCCUUCCAGUCUCUCCCGGCAUCGCUCCCAUCGCUCCAUCCCGCCAUGGCGUUCGUGUUUUGUAUAUUUUUUGUGUUCAUAUUUCUGACCUGUAACAGGCUGUACACAUCCAAGCGCGAGGCUCUGCAUGCUUCAUCCUCGCUCUCGGGCCGAUGGUAGCCUCGGUAUCACCAUUUGUUUUCUUUUUGUUGCCAGUCGGAAGGUGAGGACGAUAAAGAUGAACGGCUCGCUGCAGACAUAUACAGUGAAUAUAUGAUAACUGAGCGUAUUGAGAGGCAGGACAGCCUGGGAAAGUGUAAAUAAAAUGCUCACACUAUUUUUACCUAAUGUUAACAGAGCUUUUUGUAAAUGUAUCUUGUGCUCAAACUCUGCUGUAUCAUUAUUGAUAUUGUAAAUACGAAAUAGCUCAGUCGGUCAUCUGUCCUCAUAUACUAUUAAAUUAACCUGUCAGUGUUCUCCCUGUUAAAGCUAUUGUUUUUGUACUUAGAGUGUAAUAUCACUAGCCAAAAAACUGAUAAAGUAGGAGUUGGACUCCUGGGAAGCGGCGGAGGACGCCUCGUUGGUCUCAGGCCAAGCCGAGUCCAGCGUCUCGAUGAGAUCCACAAGCACAAUCCUGUAUUUCUCAUCAGUCUAGCUCUAUGCACUUUUACGUUUAGUGGUUGGUGUUAAUAAUUCGCUUUUAUCUUCCUUUUCAGCACAGCACCUCUCUCAGGUGCUUUAAAAAAAAAAAAAACGCAGCAAAGUUCAAAACCGAAGAAAGGGAUUUUUGGUGUAACUCAAUCACAAACCGUUACGUCAGACAAACAGAACUUUUCAGCUUUUAACGAAACAAAUUCGACUGGAGAACCUUCCGGUUGCAAAAAAAGAUUUGGGGCUUUCCUCCUCAUCACAUCUUCCCAGAUGUUCAGUCCUAUAACACAACACUAUAACUGCAGAUACUAAAGCGAGACCACGUGGCUUCAGACAGAACAAAUAAUACUUACGUUGAAUUCAUAAACAAGAAAACGCUCUGUGGCUCAAAUCAAUACACUCAACAGGUUUUGCUGCUAACGUGCAGCCUGAACGCUACUCGGCCUGUUUUAAGAAGCAUUUGGUGGCUAAUUCUAGCUAACGUUAGCUAAUUGUAGGUGAAUUUAGCUGUAAAAUACAGAUUUUACAGCUAAAUUGAUUGACUUUGACUCCUCUCUACUUGUGCUAUAUAGCAUAGCUUUUCAGCUAAUUGGUAAACUACAGUUAACAGUAGCCAUAACAGUCAGAAAUGUUGAUGCUAAUGUUGCAGCCUGACUGUAUGUCAAGUAGCUUUUGGUCGCUAAGGUUAGCUGGAUUUUACUGUAUAAGGCUCAGUCUGAUUCAGUUCACUGUUGGACUAGCUUAGCAUUUUAGCUAAAUGCUAAAUUACAGACUCCAGUUUAGCAUUUAGCUCAAAACAGUAGUUUAGCAUUUAGCAGUGGUGGUCGUUCAGCUAAAGCUGCACAGUCUCGCUUUAAACUGCAGCGUACGAUAACAAGAGUUAACUGAUGUAAAGACGUCGCGUACGUCGCAUCAGGACAUGUUCAGGCAGGUUCAGCUAUCGGUUCAUUUAUCCCAUCCAUGUUCCCACCUCAGUUCUAACUUUAUCAGGAAACCAUGAGCUCACUCCUCACACAGUUCAGCCAGUCCGACAAAAGAUGAAUCAAAAUAUAAAGCUAUAAAUAAAGUAAAAGAUGUUGUAUGUUUUCUAUUAUCUUGUAGAAAAUACUUUUGUAAGUAUGUUGAAAGUAUAAAGUAUUUGCUGGAUUCUGCUUCCUUUGACGACAGUGACAAAACAAUAAUGUACAGAGGAAUUUGUGUUGACAACAUGUGGCUGUGCAAUUUAUGUACAUUUGCAACUAGACCUAUUAAAGUUUUAUUUAGCUAUUUUAAAAUCUCA